AUGGUAGUCAUUUAUUAUUACUACAAGGGUUCAGAGGAACACAGUUUGUUUGAUGUAAACUUGUUUAUCCGGGUCCAGCCGGAUACAACCGCGAGGUCCGUGAAGCAGCCACCUGAAAAAACCAUAGGGGGAGAAAGGAGAGACCAAGCACGCAAGAAAGACAAAAUCAAUCUAAUAGUGUCAAGGCUCGUUUAUUGUGUGCAAGGGGCCAGGACUCUGAUAACAGUGGGACUAGGGGUUGCAGCCUUUGCAUUUGCAGGUCGCUAUGCAUUUCAGAUCUGGAAGCCUCUGGAACAAGUAAUCACAGAAACUGCAAAGAAAAUUCAAUCUCCUAGCCUUUCAUCCUACUAUAAAGGAGGAUUUGAACAGAAAAUGAGUAGGCGAGAAGCUAGUCUUAUUUUAGGCAUAAGCCCAUCUGCUGGCAAGGCCAAGAUUAGAACAGCUCACAGGAGAAUCAUGAUUUUGAAUCACCCAGAUAAAGGUGGAUCUCCCUAUUUAGCAACCAAAAUAAAUGAAGCAAAAGACUUGCUAGAAUCCAGCACCAAGCAGUGAUGCUCAAGGACUACUGUGACAGAAGAAAGUAGAACUUUAAAAAAAUGUAAUGAAGCCCUGCAAAAUUAAGCUACACCAUCGCUUGCUGAUCUACACAUUUACACCCUACUGCAUAACAGACUAAUUGUUCUGUUGUUGACCUUUUUGAAAAUAAAACAUGAAUUACAUGGU
This is a messenger RNA of Gracilinanus agilis (Agile Gracile Mouse Opossum), 723 nucleotides long. It is a transcript of the gene DNAJC15, whose product is annotated as DnaJ heat shock protein family (Hsp40) member C15. The record is from RefSeq and is a predicted model, not a curated record. Gene Ontology annotation, molecular function: ATPase activator activity. NCBI's taxonomy places the organism in Eukaryota, Metazoa, Chordata, Mammalia, Didelphimorphia, Didelphidae. The transcript has 7 exons. Bases 1 to 552 code for a protein of 183 amino acids. Gene Ontology annotation, cellular component: PAM complex, Tim23 associated import motor. Gene Ontology annotation, biological process: protein import into mitochondrial matrix.